Messenger RNA from Phytomonas sp. Hart1, 910 nucleotides. The record is from the annotation of a GenBank genome assembly. Lineage: Eukaryota; Euglenozoa; Kinetoplastea; Trypanosomatida; Trypanosomatidae.
GCAUUAUCAAAAAUCGUGAGGGUUUGGUCAUAGAAUGAAUAACAUUAUGCGAGCUAUUGUAAAGGGUGAGGGGGACUGGUCUGAGGUCCCACGCGGCGUGCGCGAGGCCAUCCUACACACCCUUUCUCAUGCAAAGGAUGCGGCUACGGCGCAUUCGAUACGUGAUGGACCACGCUUGUCGCGCUCCACGAGUAGCCAGCGAUCCCAACAGGUGGUCCUGCCUACCCUUUCGGAGCACGACGUUCAGUGCAGUAUUGACACCUUUGAGGACGGUUUGUGGGUUCGUGAUCAGGCGGUGCGCAGCUACGCGCGGUUUCACAACAGCGUCGAGGUCCUUUAUAGAGCCGCGCGUGGGCAACUGCGCUCACUGUGGCGGACAGCAAUGCAGCUUCGGCCUGACUAUCUCGAGAAGGUACGAAUGCAGCUUGGUCUCUCUUUAUCUGACAGCAUUCCGGAAGGUGUGCCGAUUCCACAACACUACGCUGUGGAAGUGGAUCAUGAGGAAAUGAUAUUAGAGUCGAUGUUUCAAGACCUGCAGCAGCUGCGGGAGGAGUCGGUGAAGUUUGCUGCUAAUUGGUUGACCGAUCAUGAAAAAAUAGCCAUGGGGGCUAAUCCUGCUUAUUUGCAAGCGGAAGCCAUAGAUGGGGAGACUCAGAGACGAUCGGAAAACCGGCAAAAGGAAUCUUUUCGGAACCUUAUAGUAAAAUCAGAAACAAGAAGACCGCACUACGUGUCUGGCUCACCGACAAGCAUUGAUCCCUGUCAAAAAAAUUCCUGUAUUGAUGAAGGUCUUACAAUGGGCGACCCAAAACUGAUAGCGCUAUUGCAGCAGUAUGCAGAGCGGUUGACAGAAAUUCAUGAAAAGGGUGGCAAAGGAUCCUCGCAGGAUAUCGGUAAACACAAGCAUUAG